Molecule: messenger RNA, 3301 nt
Organism: Vespa velutina
Lineage: Eukaryota; Metazoa; Arthropoda; Insecta; Hymenoptera; Vespidae
Product: B9 domain-containing protein 2-like
Exons: 4
Coding region: 2703-3230 (175 amino acids)
Biological process (GO): cilium assembly
Cellular component (GO): MKS complex
Source: RefSeq, a predicted model, not a curated record
AUCUUCGAAAUAUAUUUCUUUUGUCUAAAUUAAAAAAAAAAAAAAAAUGUAAUUAUAUCUCACACAUAUAGAAUAAUAGAUUUAAAAAUAAAUUUCUUUACCUUAAACAUAAUUCUUGCCAAAUAUUACACAUAUUUUAUUCGUUUCAUUGGAUAGAACUAUUAGCCAUAUAUAUAUAUUCAUCAGGACGUUUAUAAAUGUUAGGGAAAAAAAAACUUCCAAUCUCUUUUCAUGACAUUUAAUAUGUUUGAUACUUUAAGUAUUAAGCUAUAUUACAUUUUUUGUAAAGGUGUUAUACCAAGCAAUUUCAUCCCUUGUGCAAGGACAUUUCUUGCCACGUGGAACAUGAGUAAUCUUUGAUCGCUAAUGUCUGCUGUUUCACCUUUAACUUUCAAUAUUUUUAAAGCUUUGUUGAUAGUGUGGCUGAAUAAAAUAAAUAUUUAUAAAUACAUUGUUACGAAGCAUUAUUAUAAUUAUUAUGUUGUAUGGACUAACCUCAAUCGAAAAAGAUAUGUAACUAAAAUGCUUGGUUCUAAAUCUUGAUAAGAUCUUAAAACAGUAUUUUCAAAGUUACUAAUUAUACAUAUCAAGUCGUCGACUAUUGGCUCUUUCAAAACUGAUGGAUAACAUUCAGUUGGAAGAGUAGCACCAGAAUUUUUUUCUAAAUUAAAAAGACGACAAUGUACAUAUUGCAGGCUUGUACCAGUAUCUCCUUCUAUCUGAUAUUAAAACAUAAAUAUAUUCUUAUAAAUUAUUACAAAAUCGCAUUCAUGAGAUUAAAAAUUAUAUAUAUAUAAAAAAAAAAAAAAAAAAAAAAGUAAUAAAAAAGAAAUAAAAAUCUCACGUCGAAUGCUGCAUUCCAAUCGAAUUUAUAAUCUCGCUCUCUCCUUCGUCUCAAAUCAUUAAUUAUCACAGAAGAAAUUCCUAAUAUGUCGGAACUAUUAUCAGAAAUGUCCAAAGAAACCUUAGUUGCUAAAAUAUAUAAAUGGGAUUUUAUAAUAUUCUUUUAAAUAAUGAAGCUCUUUAUUUAAUAUAAUAAAUAAUAUAAGAAUAACUUACUGGGAGAUUGAAUUUGUUUUUCUCUCAUAACAUCUCUUAUUUCAUUUAAAAUAUCUUCUAAAAAUAUAGCUGUACCUUUUCUAGUACUCAUACCAAGUAUUCGUCCAUAUCUUAUAUGAUUUAAUCUCUCUGCCCAAGACAUGUUCAUUUUAUGUAAUAUUUCUAUUAGACUUGUAAAAUGUUUACUUUGCGUUUGAUCAACUACAUAAUACAUCAAAUCAAAUUUAUACUUUUUAUACCUGUCAAUAGCUGCUCCCACAUCUCUCGUUAAAUAGAGUGAUGUUCCAUCACUUUUAAUAAUAGGUAUGACUUUUUCUGAAUUUAAAUGUAUCACUCUUCUAUUUUCUUCAUCAUAUGACAAUAAAUUCAUAUUUUCCAUUAAUGAAAUUAUUUCCUUUAUAUUAACCGAUCUGUACAUAGAUUCCCAAUGAUAUUCAUCAAAAUUAAUACCUAUUCUAUCAUAAGUUUUUUUUAAUUCCUCUGUUGUAUAUUUUCUAAAUAGCUCCCAUUCUUGACACGCAAUACUUUCUCCAGUUUCUAAUUGUCUAAAGAUUUCUCUAGCCUUAUUUCCAAUACUGGAAUCAUUUUCCAUUGAUUUAUUGGCAAGUACGUAAGCAUUAUACAAACUUUUAAUAGCGUCAUUUUGAAUUUUCUUACUGUCAAGAUUAGACAUAUCAAUGCCUAUCUGAAUGAGGCCAUAUUGAGUACCCCAAUCACCCAAAUAAUUUAUCCUUCUGACAUUAUUUCCCAAAUAACUAUUUAUAUUGGCCACAUAAUUUCCUAUAAUUGUCGAACGUAAAUGUCCUAAAUGAAAUGGUUUUGCAAUAUUUGGUGAACUAAAUUCGACUAUUAUAUUUUUAUUGUUAUUGAUAAGUAUAUGAGGUACAAUUUUAUGACAGUUUCUUUCAAGGAAUUGCUUAAUGUAAUCUUCUCUAAAUACAUUAAAAGAUAAUGCGUUCUCUUCAACAGUAAUAUCAUUUAAAUCUGAUUUUAUGUCAGAGUUUAAUAUAGUUUUUAUGUUAUUUCUUAAAUCAUACUGUUUCGUUUGUAAAGGAAGUAUAAAAGAAAAUACUCCCGAUUGUCUUGGCUUCAUCUUUAAAUAAGAAAUUAUAUUAGUUGCAUCCUCUACAUUUUCUGUAAAUUUUGUAAUCUAAAAAUUAAUACAAUUUUAUAAAUAUUUUUUUUAUUCUUCCGAAAGUCGGUAUCCUAACGUUUGAAUGUUUGUAACACUUAUACAAAAUACCUUCUUGUACAAUACAUGUCUUACGUUAGUACUCAUUAUAAUGCGAUUGUUAAUUAAUAUUUGUUUGUAUAUAUAAAAACACUUUUAUUUAUAUAAAUACAAAUGUUAAUUCAGGCUAGGUUUUUGUAUACUACGUUUAGUUACAGUAUACGAUUCAUCUUUUGGUAGAUGGCGUUGGCGUCGCGUGAUACGAGCCAAUCAUAUAAAAGCAUUUUUAUGUUUCUUAAAUUCAACCAAUCAGAAUUAAGAUUAUACAUACGCGGCAAAUACCAGCUCUUAUGAAAUUUCGAUAUUGGUAGUGUUGCAUCGUUACAGUUUGUUUAUGUUUCAGAUGUCUUCCAUUUUCGUCGAUACAUGUUCUUCUUUUACAAAUUUCAAAGCAAAGACAUGAUUUUGUGAUAUGGCCGAGUUGCAUAUUAUCGGUCAAAUUGCUUUAGCGAAAAAUUUCAAAGAAUCUCAGCUUUUCUGUAAAUGGAGUUUUCAUGCUGGAAAUGGUUGGAAAAUUAUAGAAGGAAGUGAAGAAGGACAAACCCAAGAAAGUUGUGAUGUAUAUACCAAUGAACCAAUUUGGGAUCAUCCUGUCGAUAUACAUUAUACCACGCAAACAUUACAUAAUUCUCCAAAAUUACUUCUACAAAUAUUUUCUAGAGAUAAUUAUGGUAGAAUAUUAUUCAAUUCUUACGGUGUUUGUAAUAUACCCUUAUCUCCUGGAUCUCAUUGUUUGAAUUGCCAUACAUGGAAACCAAUUGGUGAUUGGAAAGAUAGACUCAGAGAUAAAUUUUUAGGAGUGGUUUUACAAUUGAAAUCUCCAAACGUUUUAGUUAACACGAUAGAUAGAUUUGAGUUACUUACGGAAAGUAUGGGUACUGUACAAAUCGAUCUGCAUAUACUUGUCAGAAAUUUUGACAAAUUUGGAUGUCAUUUAUGAAGACAUAUUAAAUAUUGCAGAGAUAUAGCUAUAUGAUCUCAUCAGAUAUAUAAGAACUUUUAUAACUAAAA